Metarhizium album ARSEF 1941 is the source of this 891-nucleotide messenger RNA. Its product is annotated as epoxide hydrolase. The record is from RefSeq and is a predicted model, not a curated record. NCBI's taxonomy places the organism in Eukaryota, Fungi, Ascomycota, Sordariomycetes, Hypocreales, Clavicipitaceae. Bases 1 to 891 code for a protein of 296 amino acids. The transcript is spliced from 2 exons.
AUGGACGAGAUGGCCGCGGCGCCCAAGCUGCCCAAAGUCCUCCUGUUCGACAUUGGCGGCGUCUGUGUCGUGUCCCCCUUCCAAGCCAUCCUAGACUACGAAACCAGCCUCAACAUCCCGCCAGGCUGGGUGAAUUACUCGCUCUCCCGGUCCGCGCCCGACGGGUCGUGGCACAAGCUCGAGCGCGGCGAGAUCCCCCUCGACGCCGCCUUCUUCGCCGGCCUCAACGCCGACCUGCACCGGCCGGAACGCUGGGAGGCCUUUUACGCGCGCGAGGCGGGGCGCAGGCCCUCGCUGCCGCGGGAGACGCCGCCGGUCCCGCGCCUCGACGGCGAGCGGCUCUUCAACGAGAUGAUGGCCCGGUCCGACGCGCCGGACCCGUGGAUGCUGCCCGCGCUGAGGCGGCUCCGGCAGAGCGGGCGGUACAUCCUGGGCGCGCUGAGCAACACGGUGAUUUUCCCGCCGGGCCACGCGCUGCAUCGGGGCGGCGGCGGGCUCGCCGACCCGGUCGGCGGCCUGUUUGACGUGUUUGUGUCCUCGGCGCACGUGGGGCUGCGCAAGCCCGACGCCCGCAUCUACAGGCUCGCCCUGCGCAGGCUGGACGAGUUUGCGCGCGCCAAUGCGCACUCCGAGAGGGGCAGGCGGCUCGGCUGGGGCGACGGCGUGCGGGCCGCCGACGUGCUGUUCCUCGACGACAUUGGCGAGAACCUCAAGGCAGCCAAGGAGGAGGGCUUCGGCACCAUCAAGGUCCGCCUGGGGAGGGCGUACGAGGCCGUCGAGGAGCUCGAGAGGGUGACGGGGCUGCCGCUCGCGGGGGACCAUCCCAGGGCGGCCGUCGAGCCGCAGAUGGGCACAGGCACGGGCAGGGGGUCGCGAAGCGCCAAGAUGUAA